Effrenium voratum is the source of this 2913-nucleotide messenger RNA. The record is from the annotation of a GenBank genome assembly. Lineage: Eukaryota; Dinophyceae; Suessiales; Symbiodiniaceae.
GAAGACAGCCGCGUUUUAUUUUCCAUCUCAUGUAGAUUGGAUUCAGACUUAACUUGCACCGUGAUUUAGCGCUUUCUCUGCCUGCAUCAUCGAGGAACAUGGCUGAAGAUGGACAGAUGUCUGAACAGGAGAAGCAGCUGCGUGACUGCUUUGGCAAGUUCGAUGUGAAUGGCGACGGCAAGAUUCAGGCUGAUGAGUUCAAACGUCUCAUGUCCAGCCUUGGCGGUUUCAGCUCCAAGGAAAUCAGGCGGCUCUUCAAAGAAGCUGACUCAGAUGGCUCUGGCAGUGUGGACUGGCGCGAGUUUCUAUCUUGGAUCAUCAACGGCACAGCUUUGAAAGGAAUGGGAGCCAAAGGUGCUGCCUCCUUCGAGCGGCUGCUCAACGCCGAAACGCAGGAUGAAGCUAGCUAUGUCGAAUCCGCGCAAGUUGGGCACAGCGUGACGGAGUACCUGAAGAAGUCAGGCUCAAAGGACCGAAGGAGGCCGCGAGCGGGGAGAAAGGCAGCUGCCAAGGGUGGCUGCGAUGAAUUUGGAGUUCCUGAAGAUUACGUUGGACACAGGAUCGAGUGGCCAAUGACACUUCCGGGCGCACAAGCUUUGCUUGAUCACUUCCUCUUGAACGGGGCCAACAGUCCCCUUCAUCAGAAGCACGUCAUGCUUAUCCUUGACCAGUUCGUGGAAGCAUACAAGACUCGGCACCCCAAGCCCGUUGUGAAUACAGAAGUUCCGCAGCCAGACGGGAGGCUUAUAAUUGUUGGCGACACGCACGGGCAGCUGGCUGAUGUACUUCACAUUCUCUACCACCUGGGCCCUCCCAAUGCCAAAAACAGGUAUCUCUUCAAUGGUGACAUGGUCGACCGUGGAAGUCAGGGGGUGGAGAUUCUGCUCAUCAUCUUCUCGUUUUUCCUGGCGGAUCCAGAGUCGAUCAUCAUCCACCGUGGCAACCACGAGAACGAGGACAUGAAUGCUCUUCAUGCUGACAACGGGGGCGGCUUUGAGGAUGAGGUGAUGGAGAAGUAUGGUUUGUCUGUGUAUCGCAACUUCAUCAAUGCCUUCAAGGCCCUGUCGCUGGCCUCUGUCAUUAACAAGGAGAUCUUUGUUGUUCAUGGCGGCCUGACGAGAGUCAAGAACCUGACGAUCGACUACAUCAACACCCUGCCUUUCCAGGAGUACACGGCGCCGCAUCCCAUGUCAACCAACGUCAAGGAACAGCUGUUCUCAGAUUUGCUUUGGAGUGACCCCACAGAGCACGAGGGCAAGUACAAGUCUGACCGUGGCGUGGGAAUCAAGUAUGGUCCUGAUGUCACCACAAAGUUCUGCAGCCAGAAUCGACUCAGGUUCCUUGUGCGCAGUCAUCAAGUGCCCGAGGAUGGGCGCGGAUUUCAGAAGCAGCACAAUGAUCGCUGUGUCACCGUCUUCAGCGCCAGCAACUACUGUGGUGAUGGAGGGAACUUCGGUGCGGUGAUUGUGCUCUCGGCUGCCAAUUUCCCUCGGUAUGAAGUCUUUGAGCACUUUGCUGCCCCGCUGGAAGAGAUGCCGGCGAUUGUUGCGCAAGGCGAUGCCACGGACUGGAAUCAGAUGUCAACAUCCCAGCAGAAAGGCAGCGCGGAGGCCUCAAGGGCUGCGCGCCAGGAGAAGACCUUCGCGCGAAUGAUCAUAUCCAUCAUCGAGAAGAAACCGCAAUUGUGGGCGCAUGUCAUCAAGAGCUCACUAGGGCAGAAGCUUCCUGCGGACGACUUUGCGAGAAUGAUGGAGCAGCAAACUGAAAGUGACCAUCCAUGGUCUGAGGCGUUGCACGCUUGGGGAGUCGUGGACCCUGAUGGCAACAUAGAGGUCACCAAGUUCCUCAACAGAUGGGUCGUCAAAAGCGAGUCUGCUGGAUACUCGUCGUUCGUCAACGAUGCCAUCAAGCAGGUCUACGAGGCCAUCGUAGCCCUGGAUAUGGACUUGACAGAGACAUUCAAGAUGUUCGACAGAGAUGGCGACGGAACAGUGGACCUCAAUGAGGCAAAGUAUGUCCUUGAGAAGUUUGACUUGGGUUUGUCGUCAAGCCAGAUUGAUCGGCUUUUGGGCCAGCUUUUCUCCACAUCAGUGAUCACAACUGCUGAUACUGCCCGCAUGUCGAUCCAGGACUUCUUGGGGCACUUCACCAUGGUGUAUUCUUCAACGAACAACGCUGAUCUGCCCAAAUGGGUUCUAGAUGUGCUGGGCCAGAUCGGGCGCUUGAUCGUCAAAGUGAAAGCCCCAGGCGCAACGGAUGAAUCUCAAGACAGCACAAAGAUGUCGCAACUCUUCCAAGAGAUUGACACCUCUGGCGACGGAGUCCUGCAGCUGGAUGAGUUUGUGACAGGCAUCGAGAAGUUGCCUGGUCUGGACAAGCUCAUGGUUGACGGUUCACCGCUGUCGCAUUCCAAGCUGGUGGACAUUUCCAAAAUCCUGGACGUGACACACGAUGGGACUCUCAACUACCUGGAGUUUCAACAGGCUUUUCAGCUGAAGGGACAGGGCACGACGGACUUGGAGAACAGUCUUGUCGAAGAUCUUACCACGCUUCUUUUCCGCUACAGAGUUCAUGUACGAACCGGCUGCCAAUUCCUGGAUGAAGCUGACAGUUGCAAAGUACUGACUGAGGACUUUGAGAAUGUGCUGCGUGGUGUGAACAAUGCACUGCAUUCGAACGAGCAGGGGAUUUCGGAAUCGCAGAUCAAGCAUUUGUCUUCGGCGCUUGCAGUGGAGGACGAGGAAGGAAAGAUCAUAUCCUACGAUGAGUUCUUGAGGUCCUUCGUCAUUGUGGACACUGAGAAUGGCAGUGUGAUCAAAUCCUUUCGAGGGUGAGCAAAAUGGCUCACCCUUGAUUGUGAUUAGACAUGCCUUACAUCGGCGCAAGAGCUAUUCACUCUUAGUCUAUUCCCCA